UUAAAUUUGAUAAAACUCGUAUUCUGUCGGUUGUUAAUUGUUUUUACGGGGAGUGGGUUUAUUUUUCUGGAGACGCGUUUGCUGUCAGAAUAACAGCGACGGUCGUAUUUUGCAGUGUUUUAUGAUAGUUAGAGAUGUUUUAAUACCAGUCAUUUAGUUUUUUAACAGUAUAACAAGUCGCAAUGCGAGAUUACAGCGGAGUCUUCCCUCCCUUUAUCGUCAUGGUUACAGAGGCAAAGCUGUAAGAAGCUCUGUAACAACAACUUGUGUUUAGCCGCCUUUAACUUUUUACUCUUAAAUCAAUUCCAUUGGAACAUUGGACAAGGCGUAUAUAGAUGUGAAGGGCCAUUAACACUACUUAUCGCCAUUUCUAGGCCAGGGGAUGGACUUCACAGAAUGCUAUGAAGACACGGUGUCCAGUGUUGCUGCUGCAGCCCGCUCUGGCUGCAGGAGGCGGCUGAGGAGGCUGAUCCACAGAGGAUCCAGCGUGGACAGUCGGGAUAACCGCGGCUGGAACCCCCUGCAUGAGGCAGCAGCAGCCGGCAGUAAAGACUGUGUGGAGGAAAUAUUGUCUGCAGUAAGUGAAAGCUCCUCUGGAUCUCCUCGUGAUUAUGUGAACACGCUGACUCACGAGGGGGAAUCAGCAUGUUACCUGGCAGCGCAGCGAGGACACCUGGCGGUGGUCCGACUCCUCCUCAAGGCGCACGCUGACCUCAACCAGCUGACUAAUGACCUGUCCUGUCCUUUAUAUGCAGCCGUGGACAACGGGCACACGGAGGUUGUGAAGCUGCUGGUCAGGAAAGGAGCACAGGUCAACAGGGUACACACGGCGUCCUGGUGGACCUGUCUACAUCAAGCUGUUUACAAGGGUCACAGCGACAUCGUUCGUAUUCUUGUUGACGUUUGCAACCUCGAGGCCCACGAUGACCACAAGAUUUCGCCGCUGUUCGUGGCAGCACAGUACGGACAGAAGGAGUGCCUGGAGCUCCUUAUUAAUGCUGGUGCCACUGUGAACACGCAGGCAGCUGAUCUGGCGACGCCGCUGCUGAUUGCCUCCCAGGAAGGCCACCAGACUUGCGUGGAUCUCUUGCUGGAUCACGGCGCCGAUCCGAACAUGGCCUGCAGCAAAGACUGGCCUCAGUUUCCUAUUCAUGCUGCUGCUGAGUUUGGCCAUAUAAGCAUUCUGCAAAGGCUGAUAGAGGUCACUGACAGGACGUGUGACCGGGGCGAACGCAUGGUCAGUCCGCUGUAUGUGGCCAUCCACAGCGACCAGACCAGCAGCAUCCAGCUGCUGUUAAAGGAAGGCUACAGCCCAGACGCUCAGGACUAUGCAGACAUUCUGGGUUUCCCUUCUCCGCUCUCGCUGGCAUUACAUCAUACAUCCACUAAAGCGUGCAGUGAGUCCAUAAAGCUGCUGCUCAAUGCAGGAGCGACUUUGAAUGCAGAGGAAUGGACUUACGCCCUAGCCACUGACAGAACGGACCUGCUGGAGCUGAUUCUGGACCACAGGUGGAUCCCUCGGCCAGAGGCGUUUUCAAAGGGCUUUUUGGUACCGCAUCAUCAUGGGAAGAUAAUACUAAAGCUAAAGGAGCUGAGGGAGCUGGUCUGUGUAGCACUGAGCCAAGUGGACUUUGCUUCCUGUUGGCUUUCCAUACUUCUGAACAAAGGACUUGAACCAUCUCUGCUACUGCACCCCCACAUGCUGGAGAAGGCAGACAGCGAUGUGCUCAAUUAUCUGCUUGAGUUUGUAAACUGGUUGACUCUUUCUCCUUCUCUGAAGAUUAUUCUGGACCAGAGGCGAGCAGAGAAGACCUGGGAGCCACACACUUAUUUUGAUUCAGUUCCCCGUCUUUUCCACCUCUGCCGACUGAAGGUUCGCCAAGUGCUGGGGCCGGAUCAGCUGAUGAGGACCAAUGUAGUUCAGCGGCUAGCCGUUCCCACUCCACUUCACAAUUUUCUGAAAUUUAUGGACAUCCAAGAACUGUCCAGCACGCGACCCCCACCAUCACCUGUUAUAAAUCGCAUCGAAAGAUACCGCAGCACACACGAACACAGACAUGUUGUGUAAAUCUGUUUUUGUCAUUUUGUUACUCAUGCUGGUUAAAAGUGUCAAGAUCUAUCUUUCACAUGGAGAUACCACUCUUAAUGGGACCCACAGAGAUUGCUGUCCGUGCCCUCACAUCCAAGACGUAUUUACACCGUUCCGUCUCAUGGAAGCAUUCCAAAUUACUCCCCAUGCUGUUAGUGGUUUACUAAAAUUCAGGGUUUUUGGCUGUUAAAAGUGCUGAAGAAAAUAAAAAUGAUAUUUUCAGUAAA
Gambusia affinis (western mosquitofish) is the source of this 2316-nucleotide messenger RNA. RefSeq names its product ankyrin repeat and SOCS box containing 3 (gene asb3). Gene Ontology annotation, biological process: positive regulation of transcription by RNA polymerase II; intracellular signal transduction. Gene Ontology annotation, cellular component: nucleus. The transcript is spliced from 10 exons. The coding region runs from base 383 to 2068 and encodes 561 amino acids. Gene Ontology annotation, molecular function: transcription cis-regulatory region binding; protein binding. Lineage: Eukaryota; Metazoa; Chordata; Actinopteri; Cyprinodontiformes; Poeciliidae. The record is from RefSeq and is a predicted model, not a curated record.